This is a messenger RNA of Ooceraea biroi (clonal raider ant), 1166 nucleotides long. It is a transcript of the gene Mos, whose product is annotated as proto-oncogene serine/threonine-protein kinase mos. Gene Ontology annotation, biological process: protein phosphorylation. NCBI's taxonomy places the organism in Eukaryota, Metazoa, Arthropoda, Insecta, Hymenoptera, Formicidae. Gene Ontology annotation, molecular function: ATP binding; protein serine/threonine kinase activity. The record is from RefSeq and is a predicted model, not a curated record.
UAAGAAGUGUUCACCUACCGUCCUUUGCUGUAUUUGUACACAGUGAACGGAAUCUUAAUGGAACUCUGUCUUCCUGUAGACAUGAUAGAAUGAUAAUGGGUAAAUGGUAAUUUGGAUAAUGGAAAUUUCAUGGGAAUUUCCUGUGGAAAUGGUGCUAAAACAACUCUACGUUCUUCACUAGUAGCAUGUAAGGAUUGUUAUGGCAAUCGAUUACAACGAUCAGAUAAAUGGCUUCACCGCGAAGGUUGAUGCCCACGCUAAAGCAUUUGUCACCGCGGCCACUCGAAAAUGUAUUGAACGUCAGAGCACUUUCGAGUCCGAAAACUCCAAGCGACAGACAGGUGAAAAAUGAGAAAUUAUUGUCACCGUUCAAUAUCGAUACUCCUAAUCGAAUGAGGAUACUGAAAGACGGAUUGCCGAGGAAACAUCGUCCCGUGCUAGGAACAGGUGCCUCCGGUACCGUCUACAAGGCGCUUUACAAAGGAAACCAGGUAGCAGCCAAAGUGAUACAACGCAAACAGAACGAAGUAGUGAACGCGGAGAGGCACGCGGCUGCUCUACGGCACGCCAACAUCGUGAGAAUAUUAAAUAUAGAGGAAGGCAGCAGCUUGUCGCUGAUAACGAUGGAACUGUGCGGCACGUCGUUACAGGACCGGCUGCAGGAAUCGGCGCUGCCGAGGGACGGUCGCGUUUCCGUCUGGAGCGACAUCGCCUGCGCGCUCCAAUUCUGCCACAAUUCGGGCGUGAUACACGCGGACGUCAAGGCAACGAAUAUUCUAAUGACCGCGAAUGGUCGGGCCAAACUCACAGAUUUCGGUAGCUCUAUGCUGAUCGACGAGCCGCACGUUUCGGUCAAGCCGCAAGGUACGCCAGGUUACGCGGCACCGGAGGUGCUCAGAGGAGACGCGCCAACUUUCGCCGCCGACAUUUAUUCGCUAGGAAUCGUAGCCUGGCAAAUGCUGUCUCGGGAAGUACCCUUCCAUGGAUUGCACAUCCAUACCAUCAUAUACCUCUCCGCGAAAGGCACACGCCCCAAAGAUGAUCUCGACGACGAGUUUGAUGGCAGGUACAGGGAGUUGUUCAGAGCGACGUGGUCGCAGAACAUCGCAGACAGGCCCUCGCUGAGCGAAAUAAUCAGUAGACUCAAUCUUUUAAUCGAUCGUUAA